GGGAUAUCCUACGGUGGGAUGGUCUCAUUCCGUCUACGUGGUGGUGCAAGAAGUGCAGAGGCCCUUCUGCAGAAACUUGAGCUGUUCACCCUUGCUGAGAGUUUGGGUGGCGUAGAGAGUCUUGCGGAGUUACCUGCGCGAAUGACCCAUGCGAGUAACCCACCGGCGGAGCGUGAGGCGUUGGGUAUCGAGGGGCUGGUGUUUUGGUGGAGGAUUCGAGGGGUGCAUUGGAUGGGCCGGAGGAUGAGGACAGUGGGUGUGGGAGUGGAUUGGUGACGCCGUCUGAUGUGAGUGAUGGUGCGGCUGAAGGCGCGAAUGGGUUGCAUUGAUUAGAUCUUGGUAUUU
Suillus subalutaceus is the source of this 345-nucleotide messenger RNA. RefSeq lists its product as uncharacterized. The coding region runs from base 19 to 276 and encodes 85 amino acids. The transcript has a single exon. NCBI's taxonomy places the organism in Eukaryota, Fungi, Basidiomycota, Agaricomycetes, Boletales, Suillaceae. The record is from RefSeq and is a predicted model, not a curated record. Gene Ontology annotation, cellular component: cytoplasm. Gene Ontology annotation, biological process: transsulfuration. Gene Ontology annotation, molecular function: cystathionine gamma-lyase activity; pyridoxal phosphate binding.